Messenger RNA from Halteromyces radiatus, 1708 nucleotides. RefSeq lists its product as uncharacterized. The coding region runs from base 131 to 1366 and encodes 411 amino acids. The record is from RefSeq and is a predicted model, not a curated record. Lineage: Eukaryota; Fungi; Mucoromycota; Mucoromycetes; Mucorales; Cunninghamellaceae. The transcript is spliced from 2 exons.
CCAUCAGAGGGGGGGAUUACAUAUCUACUCAAAUAUAUCUGCUGUCUCUUGUUGGUUUCCUCAAUAUUCAUACCCUCUCUUCUAUUUGUUCGUCAAAUACCCUAUUGAAACUUCCAACGAAAUCAUCAAUAUGGAUUCUUAUUAUUCACCUCCUAGAACCAAUCAUUCAAAACAUCGACACUCAACGCCUUUAUCUCCACUCAGGGAAAUACAAAAAUAUACUGGACGGACAGCUGUUCAAGAUACAAAUUACAUUGGUAUCACUAUCACUGAUCAAGAAGACAAUUUGAAAGAUCCCAACUCUACUUCAUGGUCUACACCUUAUUUACAAGACAGCACUGGUGAUGCUUCGCAAUCUUAUCGACACUCCUUCAAUGGUUUGGAUGACUUUUCUCGUUUCAAUCAAUCUGACUCUUGGAAUUCUCAACAAUAUCAAGAUUUCUUAUCAUUUCGGUCUGAAUAUCAACAACAAGAACAACAAGAACAGCAACAACAACAACAUCUACAGCAACAACUGUUACAGCAACAACAGCAACAACAGCAACAACAGCAGCAACAACAGCAACAACAACAGCAACAACAACAGCAACAACAACAGCAACAACAACAGCAACAACAACAGCAACAACAGCAACAACAACAACAACAACAACAACAACAACAACAACAACAACAACAACAACAACAACAACAACAACAACAACAGAGGCGGCAUCAAACUAUUAACCGACAAGGUGAGAAAAUUAUCAAUAAACCUCCUUUUCUUUCUCGACAUGCAUCUAUUACUCUACCUGCUAUUAAUACCAGCGAUCUUCCACCUCAGCCAAAACCAUCAACAUCUACCUCAACUAUGCUUCAUGAAGGACCACGAUCAGUAACUCUGCCUAUACAACACUCAUCUUCACUAUUGUCCUCUUCAAAAACUCGGCCUCAUCCUACUACAUCAACCUCUUCAUCCCUUAUCAAUGGUUUGCCACAACAUAAUUCAGAAGAUGAACUAGCAACAAAAGAAACCGUUCCUAGUGGUGCCCCACAACCGUUAUCACCAUUGACAUCAGUUUCAUCCUCGUAUCUACAAAGCCCUCGUCACCGUGGACAUCAAGUAUCAUCAACACCUACUUCUCCUUUUUCACCAAUCAAAACACACUUUGGAUCUAGUUCUAGCAACUCUUUUACAACAACAUCUCAUCAAAAAUCAAAAUUUUCAGCUUCAUCACCCAACUCAACUCAUCCUUCACGAUCCAAUGGGUCAACUCCUUCAUCUUCCCUAUCUGGUGCUUUUCGAAAAGUGAACAGUUGCUCUGAUUUGAAUCAUCUCUUUUUAAGGAAACCGAUGCGGUCCAAUGUGGUCAAUGUAAGAGCCUAAAACGAAAUACCAGAAUGGAAAUACAAAUUUGACUAAUAUAAUCUUAUAUAUAUUAUUUUAUCGAUUUAGCCCUUAUUAUCCAUGACAAAACAUUUGAAUUCGACCUAUCAAAAAUGUAAUCAUGGAUUCCAAUACAAUGCAGCACGAAAUCCGCGUCGAGUGUUGACAAAACCAAGUAAACCUGGAGGAAAUGAUGGUUACGAUAAUGAAGACUACGAUUAUAUAUUAUACGUGAACGAUAUUCUUGGGUCUACGGAAGGACACAGAUAUAUCAUCUUGGAUGUGUUGGGCGCUGGUACAUUUGGCCAAGUGGUGAAAUGCAAGAAUAUGAAAACACAAGAA